GUGAACGUGCAGGAACUUUCGAAUGUGCGGUCCAAGUCAAACUUGUGUCAAUAUCUAUCGACCGCGGCGCGUGGAUUCCGAUUACUCAUGUUAGUCUUCGGCCUACUUCCGGUCGUCCCUGGAACGGAAGGUCGUCCACUUUACGAAGACCAAUGACCGUGUCUCAAUACUCGGAGGUGCAUUGCGAAAUUGUGAACGUUCAGCAAGUAACAGUGAUUUCCGUUCUACAAUGAAGAGCUUGCUUUUAAUGUUCGUACUCGGCGCGAUCUUUUUGAGGAAGUCACUUGGCAAACCGACGGAAAUGAUAGCGAAUUCUGAUUUGCUAGAUCCCGUUGCCUCGGCUGUGAACGGCUCCGAAAUUGAGACCACGAGAGAACAAAGAUCGCCGCAAUUCGGUUUAAUAGGCGGUUACGGCGAUUAUUAUGACUAUAAUGACGACACACGAUAUUUCCGUUACGGCAACAGGCGAAAAUAUUACUAUAAACACCAUAGGCCACAUGGUCUGGUCGGAGGACAUGGAUGUCGUGGUUAUGGCUGUGGUGGAGGGUAUGCAUGGCAACCGGAGUACGGCGGCUAUCACCAUACCGGGCAAGGAGCGUCUUUUGCCUCAGCAUCAGCAGGAUCUAUAGGUGGAGGUGGUCCUUAUGGCGGAGGACAUGGCCAGGCCAACGCACAGAGCGCGAGCUUCAACAUCGGGCCUUUCUCAGCCUCGUUCAGCGCCGCUCAGUCCUCGUCAGGACAAAAUGGAUUCUGAAUUCUACAGACGAAAGCAAGUUUAGCAGCCUACCAAAAAUGAAGUCAAACCAAAUGCUCAAGGUAACCAGAAGGAAUUGGAUAAAACAGGCUUUUAAGCCUAAUACACGAGGA
Messenger RNA from Vollenhovia emeryi, 867 nucleotides. RefSeq names its product keratin, type I cytoskeletal 9-like. The transcript has 5 exons. NCBI's taxonomy places the organism in Eukaryota, Metazoa, Arthropoda, Insecta, Hymenoptera, Formicidae. The record is from RefSeq and is a predicted model, not a curated record. The coding region runs from base 230 to 754 and encodes 174 amino acids.